Messenger RNA from Hyalella azteca, 1266 nucleotides. RefSeq names its product major facilitator superfamily domain-containing protein 8-like. Lineage: Eukaryota; Metazoa; Arthropoda; Malacostraca; Amphipoda; Hyalellidae. Gene Ontology annotation, cellular component: lysosomal membrane. Gene Ontology annotation, biological process: transmembrane transport. Gene Ontology annotation, molecular function: transmembrane transporter activity. The record is from RefSeq and is a predicted model, not a curated record. The coding region runs from base 1 to 1266 and encodes 421 amino acids. The transcript is spliced from 5 exons.
AUGUAUGAGAACCACAAGAAAGAAUGGAGCUUGUUGCGCAGCGAAUUAGACUCGUUACGAAAUGAGCUGGUGGAAAUGACAGAUCAUCAGCACAAAACAGAAAAUAGCAAUAACUCAGAAGGUAAAGACCGCAAAAAGGCCAUCUCUGAUCAGGGGAACGUGACGUUGUGUAGGUCGUACCUCGCGGCCUCCACAACGCAGAAGGAGCGCACCGCGGGCAUCUCCAUAGUCGCCGCGGCCCAGGCUUUGGGCUUCGUCGUCGGGCCAGUGAUCCAGGCGGUGCUGACUGUGACGGUGACGGAAACCUCAGGUAAUGGGGCCUUCACUUGGGACAAGUACACAUCCGCAGGCUGGGUCGCCGCCAUCCUCGGCCUCAUCAACGUGGUCAUCAUGCUGCCCUGCGUCUUCCAGGAACAUCCCAUCGCUGUGAAAGAGCAAGCUCUCGUAAGUAAGAAAGAUGGUAAUGAAAAACCGCUGCAGCUGCCAAAACCCGAUUAUCUUGGUAUUGGAGGCAUUCUAUUUGCCUUUUUCUUCGUGUUGUUCAUCUACGUUCUCCUUGAUGCGCUGGCCGAGCCUUUCGUCACUGACAUGUACGCAGUGACUGAUGAUUACGCCAUGGUAGCUGUGGGCAUCGCCCUCGCCGGAGCUGGUCUCGUCUGCGUCGGAGGAUUCAUUGGAACGACGAGGCUUGCUAAGAUCUAUGAUGAACGCAAACUUCUUAUAUUUCUUGGACUUAUCCCUGAAGUUAUUGGAACUUGCCUAUACAUACCCAUGGGAAACACACCAAUUCAAAUGUCCAACUGCUCUGACACUGGCCCCCCUGAAAUUUUUUCUAAUACCUCACUCAUGAUGGCCGAUUUCACUUUACCCACAUUCCCCCCGUAUGGGAGUUUCUAUUCCAGUUUGCUACGCGAGGAUUCAGUUGAUUCCGAAGGAUGUACUCUCGGAUGCCCGACCAAUCAAGAAUGGUGUACUCAUGUCCCUCAAUCUUCAAUUUCGCAAGUCCUCGUAGCCUUCAUAAUCACCAUGUCAGCUUACCCUGUUGUUAACGGCCUCACGCAAGCCAUCUUCUCGAAAAUGCUGGGGCCGCGGCCACAAGGUCUCUGGAUGGGCGUCUUAACAGGAGUUGGAUCUUUUCGUUCGACCGAGGGCUGCGCGGCGAAAUUCCUCGUGAGCUGGAUAUGGGGGCUUCCACCUCUGAAUGACAUGCGUCGUCGUUCCGAGAGCAGCUCUCGCCUCCCACUUUGUAUCCAGACUUCGGCUUAA